AUGUCUACAAGUCGAGCCAGCCAAAAUUUAAACAAGAAGAUACCUAGGAAUCCUAGAUAUGAACAUGUUAAAAGAACCGUCGAUACAGGUGCAAGUGUCACUAAUUAUGCCGAAAAAAUGGAAGAGUUAAAUAAAAACUACAAGUACAGAAAAGAUGAAAUUUUUAGAAGGAUGAAAUGUACCACUUUUGUACAGCUGUUACUUCAAGUAGCUGAUCUUGCCCAACAAGAAGAAAUUGCUGCCAUGGAAGCUGAUGCAGUACGAAAUUCCAGAUUAGAUAAUGAAGCCGUUGCUAAUAGAUCCGAUCAAUCUUUAGAGGAGGACGAUGCUCUCGACACCAGCCGGUCAACGUUGCAGGGUGUCAUUAAAGGAUUCGGCGAAGUAGAUAUACAAGAAAUAAAGUCAACACCGGAAAACAACACACAGAAACCAAUUGUGAAAUCGCCUAUCACAAAUCCUUACGGUGUAGACGAUUCUUCCCCAUUUCUUUUGCUUGACGUUCGCAAUCCAGACUCUUUUAGACUUUGUCAUAUAGUUGGAGAUGAAACCGUUGCUCCUCAAACUGCUACCACAUUUGUACAACGAGAAGUAGACAAUGUUUUUAUACUAUCAGGAGGAAUGAAAGUGCUGUAUAAAAAAUUUCCUGAAGGGAUGAUCCGAGGAACAUUGCCAGCGUCAUGUCAACCUUCUCCGCCAACAGAAAGAAGAGCUAAGAAAACUUCUUCUAGCAAAUCCUCAGCAAAACCUGGGUCAGCAGGCAUGAUUAAGGCUGCCAUGCAGUCAGUCGUUAAACUUAGGCCAAUUAUUCCAGGAGAGCAAGAAAUAUUGACUGCUGAUGAUAUCUUUUCAUAA
Trichoplax adhaerens is the source of this 852-nucleotide messenger RNA. RefSeq lists its product as uncharacterized. The record is from RefSeq and is a predicted model, not a curated record. Gene Ontology annotation, cellular component: ciliary basal body. The transcript has 9 exons. Gene Ontology annotation, biological process: cilium assembly; protein polyglutamylation. Bases 1 to 852 code for a protein of 283 amino acids. NCBI's taxonomy places the organism in Eukaryota, Metazoa, Placozoa, Uniplacotomia, Trichoplacea, Trichoplacidae.